CGGCGACUUUUUCCGCGGAUACCUAGAGGAUUAAAGAAUUAUUUUAAGCUCGCGGAGCACGAAGAUGCGGCGUGUUAAAGAUUGCGAGCAAAAAUGCGGCGUAUUUGCGGCGACGUGAAGAUAACGGAGAGUAUGAUUUCCGAUACCAAUGUGCUGACCGAGAGGGGAGCGAGGCGGUGGACGACCUGCGGGGUCGUCCGUCACGCUCGUCUUCGUCUGUUUAUCGUUGUUGUCCGUCGGGGAAUCGGCACUAUCGGCAGUGUUUCGCCAAGUGUAUUGCGAGACGAUCGGAUCGCGAUGAGGCGAGCGGAGCGAGCGACAAGCAUGACCCUGCGAGGGUCCAGGAGGGACUCGGAUGUCGUCCUGUCUAACUUUGGCCACAAGGAACACCUCUUCAAGUUCCUCGUCAUCGGCGAUUACGGCGUCGGCAAAACUGCGCUGGUGAGAAGAUACACGGAAGGGAAGUUCUCCUCGAAUUACAAGAUUACCAUAGGCGCCGAUUUUGCGAUAAAAACGCUCGAUUGGGAUCCGCAAACUAAAAUAAACUUGCAGCUAUGGGACAUCGCCGGUCACGAGCGAUUCGGAUACAUGACGAGGGUCUAUUAUAAAUACGCGGUGGCCGCGGCUCUCGUAUUCGAUAUCUCACGCGCGGCGACCUUCCAGUCGAUGAAGAAGUGGCUGAACGAUCUCAGGGAGAAGGUCAUGCUACCGGACAGCUCGGGCAUACCGGUCGUGCUCCUGGCGAACAAAUGCGACAUAUCGGUCGCCGUGACCGACGAGCAGAUAUCCAAGUUCUGUCGGGAGAACAAGAUAAACGCCUGGUACGCGACUUCCGCAAAGAACAACACCAACGUCGAUGCCGCGAUACGCUAUUUGGUGGACAAGGUGCUGAGCGCGAGAAUCGACAACGGCAUACAUGACUCGAUCCGAUUGCGGCGCGAGAGCUCGUCGAAUCGCGAAAAAUCCAUCUGCUGCAAAUAAAACGAUGCGUGCGUACGUGGCUGAUCAUUUGAAAAUUGUCGAGGGUGCACGUAAGUCAACGUGAACGAGAUAAUCGGGAGAUCAUCGAGCACGAUUGCAACGGCAAAAUGAAGCUACGAAAAUAUAUCGUUAAAAGAUUUACAUAUUGCGGUACAUUUGUUUUAUGCGAUAAAUUAUCAUUACCGGCGUAAUUGUUAUCAUUUACUGAUGUGUCACAGUGUUCUAUUAAUGAAUUUACGUAUUACACAACAAAUUACACACGUAAUAACAAGUAUCACGACGUACUAAGAUUUUCCCCUUAAUUAAAUCUGAAAUAAUAGUAUUUGUGAAAAGUAACAAGCUAUAAGAAACUUUUCACAUUUUCCGAAAUGACAAGGAAGUGAAAAAUGCCGUUGCCAACGAUGCCCGACAUUUGCGUCUCUAUCACAAACGUAUAAUUUUAUUCCCAAAAGAGUAUUUAUAACAACGUAAUUUCCAAUAACUGAAAAGGAAAAUAUAACCAUCGCAAGACUUGCCUUUCAAAUGUA
Messenger RNA from Vollenhovia emeryi, 1508 nucleotides. Its product is annotated as ras-related protein Rab-38-like. NCBI's taxonomy places the organism in Eukaryota, Metazoa, Arthropoda, Insecta, Hymenoptera, Formicidae. The coding region runs from base 94 to 981 and encodes 295 amino acids. Gene Ontology annotation, cellular component: trans-Golgi network; Golgi membrane; vesicle. The transcript is spliced from 6 exons. Gene Ontology annotation, molecular function: GTPase activity; GTP binding. Gene Ontology annotation, biological process: vesicle-mediated transport. The record is from RefSeq and is a predicted model, not a curated record.